Molecule: messenger RNA, 603 nt
Organism: Rhagoletis pomonella (apple maggot)
Lineage: Eukaryota; Metazoa; Arthropoda; Insecta; Diptera; Tephritidae
Product: ADP-ribosylation factor-like protein 6-interacting protein 4
Exons: 1
Coding region: 115-492 (125 amino acids)
Source: RefSeq, a predicted model, not a curated record
UCAAGCCGCUUGUGCUGUGUAUUUUGCUUUACUAAAAAUUAUACAGAAUACAAAUUGGAUGGCAACUCUUUAAUAAAUACUGGAGAUAAAAAAAAUUGCAGCAGACUCCAAAAAAUGGGAAAAACUGAGAAACGCAAGAAAAGGUCCAAAAAACAUAAACAUAAAAAAAGUAAGCGGAAGCAUAAAAAUAUAAAAAAGGACACCACAGACGAGGUUGCUAAUGAUGAAAGUGGUUUUGAAAUACCAGUAGAGCUAAUGAACACAAAAUCACAUACGCCCAUCACACCACAGGAACAUCAACAACGGCAAAGUCAAAUGCGACGUGUUGUGGAUCCGGACACUGGACGUAUUCGUCUGAUCAGAGGUGAAAGCGAAAUAAUGGAAGAAAUCGUUAGCAAGGAACAGCAUGCUAAAAUUAAUAGCUUAGCAACAGAGACCGAUGGCCUAAUGUUUCAAAAGCAUACAAUUGGCAAAUUGAAGCAAACAAAAUGAAUAAGUGAUGUACAUACCUUGUCUCUUCUUUGGAAGUUAUGCCAAAGGAAUGGUCAUAGAAACAAAGUACUGAAUAUUUAAAUAAACCUUACUUCAGGCUCUAAUAUUGUA